ACUCUACAGUCAAUUUGUUCUCGUGAGUGUUGAUAACUGGUGUUAUGAUUUUAUUCUGUGGAUGAAUUUUCGAAGUGUUCGGUAACUCCCUUAAAAUAGGAUGUUUGACUAUCAAAAUGAAGACAUAAUAUCGAUCCAGGCCAACUCUCUUGAUAUAGCUAAAUUUCUGAAAAAUCAUGGCAUUUCUGAUUCAAUCAUUGACAUUUUCACUAAGAACACAAUCGAUGGAUUGUCAUUUUGUCUGUUAACUGAGAAAGACUUAUGUGAAAUGGACAUCAAAGAGGUUGGUGUUAGAAAACGUAUCAUGUAUUUAUGUUGCUUCUGGCGUCACCAAAUUGAAAAUCAUAAUUAUGGAGAAUAUACUUUCCCAAGAUUACCAAGUGAGAAUUCUGUGGUUGAUCUGCUAUGCUGCCAUAAUCCUAAAUUGGAUAAUAUGGAACAAGAUGUAUCCAGAUUAAAUGGAAAUGAUAAUGUGGAGUGUAUAGCAGACAGUACUUUUUUAAAUGAUUACGAUUACGGAAUAGAUGAAGACAAUACAAAUUUCUGGAAAUUUAUAACCAGUUGUUUGUAUUUCAUUUUUGCUACAUUUGUUACAGCAUUUGUUAUAGUUUCGGUCCAUGAACGUUUACCUGUUACAUCGAAAUAUCCUCCGUUACCAGAUAUUUUUCUAGAUAAUCUUCCUCAUAUCAGUUGGGGGUUUAUUGCAGCAGAAGUGGUUAUCAUUGUACUGUUUAUGAUUUGGCUAACUAUUUUAUUUCUACAUAAAUAUCGGUGGAUACUUUUACGUCGUUUUUUUGUGCUUAUGGGCACGAUAUUUUUAUUAAGAUCAAUUACUAUGUCGAUAACUUCACUAAGUGUCCCUGGAGUGCAUUUAACAGAUCAAUGUAGCCCAUAUAUAAUAAAAAAUUAUACAGAACGCUUCAAACGUGCAUUAGAAAUAUGGAUAGGUUGUGGUUUAUACAUUACGGGAUUACGCACUUGUGGUGAUUAUCUAUUUAGUGGUCAUACAACAUGUCUUACUCUUCUUAACUUUUUCAUUAGUGAAUAUUCACCACGAAGAUUUUAUCUUUUGCAUACAUUUACAUGGGUUCUGAAUCUUUUCGGUGUAUUUUUCAUACUUGCUUGUCAUGAACAUUAUUCUAUUGAUGUAUUCAUUGCUAUAUAUAUUUCAUCAAGAUUAUUUCUAUACUAUCAUUGCCUUGCUAAUAAUAAUUUAUUACAUCAACCAGAUAAUGAACGUUUAAGAAUGUGGUUCCCAUUAUUUUCAUUUUUUGAACAUGAUGUACGAUCAGUUGUACCGAACGUAUAUGAAAUACCCUUUAAAGAUUAUUACAACGAUAAAUUUAAUCGUAAUAACAAUAAUAAUAACGGGAGCAGAAGCAGCGGCAGUAGUAUCCAUACCAAUGGUAACAGUAGUUGUAGCAGUAAUGCAACUGGUAAUUACAAUCAAAAUUACGGUAAAAGGCAAUUGGAUCAUGUUCGUCGUAAAUCUACACGUUGUCUGCUACGUACCUAUCAUAAUACUAACAAUCAUGAGUAUUCAACUUGCAAUCACAUAACACAAACAUUAGGAAAUACAUUCAUUACAAAACGUUGUGAGAUUUUUAGUAAAAAAGAAUCUUAGUGAUAUUUUUUUAUUUCCAAUACUUCUCAACUUUUACAUAAUUACUUGAAAAUUUUAUCAUUUUCUUGUGAAAAUAUUUUACUGUGAUGAACAAUGAGUGAGUGCAUUGUGUCAAGUAUUUCAAAAUUAGUUAUCUUUUGUUUAACAAGUAAUUUGUAAACAUGUGAUUAAUGUACCCAUUUUCUUAAUAUAUAUAUAAUGUACGGAUAGAUCAAUCUUGUCUUCUUUUAUAAAUUGUUCAUGUGUAAAAAAGUUGCAGUUUUCCAAAAAUGUCCAGUUGUUAGUUUUCGGAAAAAAAACAGUUUGGAGAAAUAUUUUGUGUGAUGAAACUAAUUGUCUUUAGAGCAAAUAUUCAGACCAUUCAGGGUCUAAAUUAUGUAUAGUUAGUUAUGAUGGAAGAUAAAACUUCCCUGUAAUUUUGUUUUUAAAAAGAAAAAUGUUCCAAACCAUAAUAUCAUUUUAUCUACGUGAUAUUAAACGAUUGUGUAAGUUAUAAAAACAGUAGUUGAACA
Messenger RNA from Schistosoma bovis, 2136 nucleotides. The record is from the annotation of a GenBank genome assembly. NCBI's taxonomy places the organism in Eukaryota, Metazoa, Platyhelminthes, Trematoda, Strigeidida, Schistosomatidae.